Molecule: messenger RNA, 646 nt
Organism: Aspergillus uvarum CBS 121591
Lineage: Eukaryota; Fungi; Ascomycota; Eurotiomycetes; Eurotiales; Aspergillaceae
Exons: 2
Coding region: 129-539 (136 amino acids)
Source: RefSeq, a predicted model, not a curated record
GAGCAUUUGUGCUGCGAUGUGCCAUGCCCUUAUGUCUAUGAGGUUUUGACAAGCGCGGCCCCAAAGAGUCAACAGGACUUAUCCUUGCCCAACACGUACAACACCUCCAUUCAAUUGCACUUCAGGAAAUGCUCCAGAAGCUGCGCAGAAUAGCUAGAACAAGGUCUUCGAGGACUAUGCCUUUUUUGAGUGCUGAUUACUAUUUCCAGUUUUCGGGCCCCAUGCAAGAGCGCCCCCCCCCACCCUCUGUGACUGUCACGAACAGUAUCACUGAUACCAGUCUUGGGCUUAUCCACCCCAUUGCCACGUUUCGAAGGGAAACAAGAAAUCCAAACGUGGGCUGGAUAUUAAUAACAACGAACUAUGGAGACUUGCGGACGAGCGAUGGUCCCCCCGCUGUCCUAUUUACGAUACGAGGACAAGCUCAGUCGAGUUUGCGCGAGUCAACAGCAGCACGUCGGUGCAUAAUGAAAAAUAAAAAAGCCUUGAAUUGUUUGGCAAAAGGCUCAAUAGCAAGGAGUCGCAUUAGGCUGACAUGAUUACCCUAGAUUUCGCCCCCUUUUUGUAAUGCGAUCACCAACUGAUCAACGACCUCAAGGGCUCUGAACACAAUUACCGCAUCGAGGUAAGUCUGAGGACGGUGUUC